CGCGCCUCCGAGCUCUGCGCGCACGCCCAUCGGGCAGCUCGGCUCAGUUAACCCGCGGGCGCCAGACGCUCUGCUCCGGCUGGCGGGCGCAGCCGCGGCGGCGCGGGCCUGACUAGCUGACACUCCCCCUGCGCGCCCCUCCCCCGCCGCGGCGAAAUCCCGCCCGCCCGCGCGCGAGCCCGAGGCUUCUUCCCCGGCACCAGCGUCCAGGAGUCCCGCUGCGGCGACUGCGCGGCCCUGGGCGCGCCGGGGUCGCCUUCGGGUCGGAGCGGAGACCGCAGUCCGAGCGGCGCGGUGGCCUCCUCCGCGAGUGAAGCCUGCGACGCUUCUCAGCGAGGCUUCUCAUCGAUUCCCACCCGAGAGCCUCCUCCGCGAGCCCCGGCGACGGCCGCACAGGCAGCGCGGAGGGAUGAGCAGCAGCAGCGCGGCGCCCGGCCAGGGCUCGGGGUCCUCCCCAGCCGCUUGUCGCUUCGCGCACUACUUCGUGCUGUGCGGAAUCGAUGCGGACAGCGGACUGGAGCCCGACGAGCUGGCGGUUUUGUCCCAAUGGCUAGAAGCAGAUCGUCAUGGCAAGAGCCAAGAGACUGCAGGUACGACUUCAGGUGAGAAUUUUGACCAGAGUCCUUUGAGAAGAACAUUCAAAUCCAAAGUUCUGGCCCACUAUCCUCAGAACAUAGAAUGGAACCCUUUUGAUCAAGAUGCAGUGAACAUGCUGUGCAUGCCUAAAGGGCUGUCUUUCAGAACACAAGCUGACAAUAAAGACCCUCAAUUCCACUCGUUUAUAAUUACCCGGGAAGAUGGUUCUCGCACCUAUGGUUUUGUUCUUACUUUUUAUGAAGAGGUUACAAGUAAGCAAAUCUGUACAGCAAUGCAGACACUGUACCAGAUGCAUAAUGCAGAGCAAUGCAGCAGUGUGUAUGCUUCAUCCUCUUGCAGUAUGGACUCAUUGGCAAGUAGUAUUGAUGAGGGAGAUGCAACUUCUCUUUUGAAACUCCAGCGAUACAACUCUUACGACAUCAACAGAGACACCUUGUAUGUUUCAAAAAGUAUAUGCUUGAUCACACCUCUGCCUUUCAUGCAAGCCUGCAAGAAAUUCCUCCUCCAGCUUUACAAGGCAGUUACUUCGCAGCAGCCACCACCGUUGCCGCUUGAGAGCUACAUCCAUAAUAUUCUCUAUGAGGUACCCCUUCCACCUCCUGGGAGGUCACUGAAAUUUUAUGGUGUUUAUGAACCUGUCAUCUGCCAGAGGCCUGGGCCCAAUGAACUCCCUCUCUCUGACUACCCUCUUCGAGAGGCCUUUGAGCUCCUGGGAUUGGAGAACCUAGUUCAAGUGUUUACCUGUGUUCUUUUAGAGAUGCAGAUCCUUCUGUACUCACAAGAUUAUCAGCGUCUGAUGACUGUGGCAGAAGGCAUUACCACGCUCUUGUUCCCAUUUCAGUGGCAGCAUGUUUAUGUGCCCAUCCUCCCUGCCUCUCUACUGCAUUUUCUUGAUGCCCCUGUCCCUUAUCUGAUGGGUCUUCAAUCAAAAGAAGGAACUGAUCGGUCUAAAUUAGAACUUCCACAAGAGGCCAAUCUGUGCUUCGUGGACAUUGACAACCAUUUUAUUGAAUUGCCCGAAGAAUUUCCACAGUUCCCCAAUAAAGUGGAUCUUAUCCAAGAGCUGUCGGAAGUCCUUCUCCAGUUUGGGAUUCCUCCUGAGGGAAGCCUGCAUUGUAGUGAGAGUGCCACCAAACUGAAGAAUAUGGUUCUGAAAGAUUUGGUUAAUGACAAAAAGAACGGCAAUGUCCCCACCAAUAACAUUAGCAUGUAUGAGUUAAUGAAGGGCAACGAAACCAUAGCCCGCCUCCAGGCUCUUGCUGAUAGGACUGGUGUGACUGUGGAAAAAAUGGACCUCUCGGCUUCUCUGAGUGAAAAAGAAAAGGAUUUAAAAUUACAGUGUGAAGAGGCAGAAUUGAGGGACUACCAGCUCAACAUACAACUGCGAGAGGUCUUUGCCAGCCGCUUUAUACAGAUGUUUGCAGAUUAUGAAGCAUUUGUAAUUCAGACUGCCCAGGACAUGGAGUCCUGGCUGACCAACCGGGAACAGAUGCAGAAUUUUGACAAAGCUUCUUUCCUCUCCGACCAGCCUGAGCCUUACCUGCCAUUUCUUUCACGCUUCAUUGAAACACAGAUGUUUGCCACCUUUAUUGAUAACAAAAUCAUGUCUCAGUGGGAAGAGAAAGACCCUCUGCUUCGGGUCUUUGAUUCUCGGAUUGAAAAGAUAAGAUUGUAUAAUGUAAGGGCACCUACACCCACCCUGCGGACAUCUAUAUAUCAGAAAUGCAGCAGUUUAAAAGAAGCAGCCCAGUCAAUUGAACAAAGACUGAUGAAAAUGGACCAUACUGCAAUUCACCCACAUCUACUUGAUAUGAAAAUUGGUCAAGGCAAAUAUGAGCAAGGGUUCUUUCCAAAGUUACAGUCUGAUGUCUUGGCAACAGGACCAGCCAAUAACAAUCGCUGGGUGAGUCGCAGUGCCACAGCACAGCGCCGGAAAGAACGGCUACGUCAACAUUCUGAACACGUUGGACUGGACAAUGACUUACGGGAGAAAUAUAUGCAAGAGGCACGAAGCUUAGGAAAAAACAUGAGGCAACCAAAACUGUCAGAUCUCUCACCUGCUGUGAUUGCGCAAACUAACUGGAAAUUUGUAGAAGGCCUACUAAAAGAAUGCAGAAUGAAGACAAAACGCAUGCUGGUAGAGAAGAUGGGACAUGAAGCAGUGGAACUGGGCCAUGGAGAAGCAAACAUCACUGGCUUGGAAGAGAAUACUUUGAUCGCCAGCCUCUGUGACCUGCUGGAGAGGAUAUGGAGCCAUGGAUUACAGGUCAAGCAGGGGAAGUCUGCCUUGUGGUCACAUCUAAUUCAGUUUCAGGAUAGAGAAGAGAAACAAGAGCAUCUCACAGAUUCACCAGUUGCCCUUGGACCAGAAAGAAGAAAAUCUGACUCAGGAGUUAUGCUACCAACACUCAGGGUCUCUCUUAUUCAAGACAUGAGGCAUGUUCAAAACAUGAGUGAGAUCAAGACUGAUGUUGGCCGAGCCCGGGCAUGGAUAAGAUUGUCUCUAGAAAAGAAGCUUUUGUCUCAGCAUCUCAAGCAGUUGCUUUCUAACCAACCACUGACCAAGAAGCUUUAUAAGCGUUAUGCUUUUCUGCGUUGUGAAGAAGAAAGAGAGCAAUUUCUCUACCAUCUGCUGUCCCUCAACGCUGUGGACUAUUUCUGCUUUACCAGUGUGUUCACCACUAUCAUGAUUCCUUAUAGAUCAGUGAUCAUUCCAAUUAAAAAGCUGAGCAAUGCGAUCAUUACAUCAAACCCGUGGAUUUGUGUUUCAGGAGAGCUAGGAGACACAGGAGUAAUGCAGAUUCCAAAAAACCUACUUGAGAUGACUUUUGAGUGCCAGAACCUGGGAAAGCUCACUACUGUUCAGAUUGGCCAUGAUAACUCUGGACUGUUAGCUAAAUGGCUAGUGGAUUGUGUCAUGGUGAGAAAUGAAAUCACAGGACAUACAUAUAGAUUCCCAUGUGGGCGGUGGCUGGGGAAAGGCAUUGAUGAUGGAAGCCUGGAGAGAAUUCUUAUUGGAGAAUUGAUGGCAUCAGCUUCAGAUGAAGACCUGGGGAAGCAGUGUCGGACUCCACCACAGCAGAAGUCUCCCACAACAACCAGGAGACUGAGUAUUACUUCACUCACAGGAAAGACUGCCAAACCCAAUGCUGGACAGAUCCAGGAAGGAAUUGGAGAAGCUGUGAACAAUAUUGUGAAACAUUUUCACAAACCUGAAAAGGAGAGAGGAAGCCUCACAGUGCUGCUAUGUGGAGAAAAUGGUCUGGUUGCUGCACUGGAACAAGUUUUCCAUCAUGGGUUCAAAUCUGCCCGCAUCUUUCACAAGAAUGUCUUCAUCUGGGACUUUGUAGAGAAAGCAGUGGCUUACUUUGAAACCACUGACCAGAUUUUAGACAGUGAAGAUGACGUGCUCAUUCAGAAAUCACCCUGCAAAGCCUUCUGCCACUAUGUGAAUGCCAUCAACACCGCACCCAGGAACAUUGGGAAGGACGGCAAGUUCCAGAUUCUAGUUUGCCUUGGAACAAGGGAUCACCUGCUCCCACAGUGGAUUCCAUUGCUAGCAGAAUGUCCUGCCAUCACCCGAAUGUAUGAAGAGAGUGCACUUCUUCGAGACCACAUGACUGUCAACUCCCUUAUUCGAAUUCUGCAGACCAUUCAGGAUUUCACCAUAGUCUUGGAAGGGUCUCUAAUCAAAGGAGUUGAUGUAUAAACCAGCUGACAGAAACUCUUCAUCCUCCCCCCGGCUCCUGAACCUUCCCCAAUUAUGGGACCUAUUUGGACUGGUCUGACAUUAGUGAGCACUGCCUGGGCAGUGCACUAGAAGCUCAGUUUGAACAAUCUCCACUCUGCACACACGGCAAAGUGCUGUAUUGUAGUUCAUUUGAACCUGAAAUUUAGUAUAAAACAGAGUAUUUUCAUGUGUUAGAUGUGUGUAAAUAUGCUAUCUUUAAGAAAUUAUAUUACUCUAAUAAGAUACUUUUCUUAGAUUGAAUAUUCCUGUGACUUAAAAUAAGUAGCUUAAAAACAUUGGGGGUGGGGAGAGUGGUGCUAGUCAGGAAGAAGCCAGUAAAUAUGUAAAUAGGGCAACCCAUCAGGCUUCUUUUUCCCUCCAGGUAUCACAAAGGAACCCAGAAAGCAUUCUGAAGCGGCCAUCCUUCCUGGAGUUCCAUCCUAUAUGUGGUGAAUGUAUACAGCUUUACAUACUGUACAGUAGUCCUCAUUGUACCUUUAUAAAUCGUUUAAUUCGUGAAUUAUGAGUCACUUCUCCAGUUUGGGGAAAGUUUUUCAAUUGGUACAAGUAAAAGAUAGAAUUAAAGUAUUUUAAAUACCAGACCCCAGCAGGGCUUGGUGGCUCCCACCUUUAAUCCCAGCACUGGGGAGGCAGAGGCAGGUGGAUCUUUCUGA
Molecule: messenger RNA, 5001 nt
Organism: Onychomys torridus (southern grasshopper mouse)
Lineage: Eukaryota; Metazoa; Chordata; Mammalia; Rodentia; Cricetidae
Gene: Dennd5b
Product: DENN domain containing 5B
Exons: 22
Coding region: 410-4306 (1298 amino acids)
Molecular function (GO): small GTPase binding; guanyl-nucleotide exchange factor activity
Source: RefSeq, a predicted model, not a curated record